This is a messenger RNA of Schistosoma rodhaini, 3681 nucleotides long. NCBI's taxonomy places the organism in Eukaryota, Metazoa, Platyhelminthes, Trematoda, Strigeidida, Schistosomatidae. The record is from the annotation of a GenBank genome assembly.
UAUAGAAGCCCGUUAAGCAAAUGGUUCUUCCAUUCUGUCUAAUACAAUUUGAACCAUUUGAAUUAUAUAACGAACUGAGAUGAUUCUUUGGUUCUUUGUCAAAUGAGUAGAGAUUUCACUUGUUUAUCAGUAACCUCUAGGCAUCCUUUAAAAGGUUAUAUUUUCCUGUCAAAUUUAAAACAUUUUGCGCUAGUCGGGAUGGCCUGUGUAAAAAGUCACCCUACUGUGUCUUUUUCAGUGGAUAUUAACUUUAAAUCCUUAGAAGAUGUUGGAAUUUAUGUUGAAACUUCUAUAGUUGAAUAUAAACGUAAGAUGGUGGUUGGAGUCACGGGAUCGUUGGAUAUCCUCGGACUAUGGAAUCCUGAAAAAGCUUUGUUUUGCGAGCGUCAGUCUGAAAAAACUAAUAAUACUGAAACAUGGCACUGUUGUCUCUCACUUCAAUCACUGUCUGAGUUCCAAUACCGUUUCUUCUUGGCAGAAUUAAUUGAGAAAAUUGACGAAAAUGCCGUCUCACAAAACCUGAAGAUUUUAGCAUGGGAGUCCCGAUUAAAGCCUAGGGAAUUUAACCCGACAGAUCAUUUAAAUACAGACAAAGAUACAGAGAUUCAUAUGGAAUUCGGUGUUUUCGAAAAUGGAAAUUUCGUUCAGCGCGGUUGGUUGACGUCAAACUCAGAGAUUCAUAUUCGGAUGUCGAGCACUUCUUGCAAAUUCUUCAAAAACAACGUUUUCACUCCUCAUACUCAGUUAUUUGUUGCAUGCUCUAGAUAUGUAUUGCAACCAAUGCCUAUCGAUGAUGAAGAUAAUGAAACGCGUGUAACUCCGAAUAAGCCUGAAUGCUUACAAAAGGAAGAUACUUUAACCUGUCUUAUUGGUUCUUCAACUCCUAAACUUUCAUGUCCACAGUACCCUUUUUCAAGUAGAACAUCCUACUCUAGUGUUGUUAGUCGAUCCUAUCCAGUUCCAAUGUCCACUUUGGAAAUCAAUCGCUGCCGUAUUCAUAGAGGUGAACAACCAGAAUGUUGUGGUACACUUUAUAAACUUGGAGAUGAUGUCACUUUCUUCAUCGAAACGUCAGAUGUGGAGAACACUUCAGUAGAAAUACAAUUCUAUCAACAACAUUUAGAGUCCUCAGGGAAUGAUACUAAAAUUAGUUCACCUACUCCAUUGAAAUUUAUUGGCUCUGCUCGUUUUGGUCCAUUCGUUGAUACAUACGGACGCAAAGCUGCACAAAUUCUUAAUUCAUCAUUAUCUCCAGUGGGAGAUCUUCGAGUACGUUAUCUUAUUAUCUAUCCAAUGAUUAAACCAUCUGAUCCAAGUUUAAAAGUUACUUAUCAACAUCAUUGGAAAAAACGUGCAUCAGCUGUAGAUAUUGGUCAUCGUGGUAUGGGUACAUCAUUUUUUCAACCAGAAGAAAAACAAUAUAAAAAGUUACCGACAACUAGAGAAAAUACAUUGGAUUCGUUUCGGACGGCUGUCCAACAUGGAGCUGAUUUUGUUGAAAUGGAUGUUCAACUAACUAAAGAUCAUCAUGUUGUUGUUUAUCAUGAUUUUGAUGCUGUAGUCAUAUCUAAAAAGAAACGAGGUGGUCAAUUAUGUUAUCUACGAGUAGCUACUAAAGAUUUAAAUUAUAAUGAACUACGUGAAUUAAAUGUUCGUCAUUCAAGUGUAUUAAAAGAAAGUCAUACUCAUGAAAAAAUGAAUGAAGAAGAUUUAGAUCCAGUAGAAUUACAACCAUUUCCUUUAUUACAUUCAUGUUUUGAAGAAAUUGAUCCAGAUCUUGGUUUUGUUAUUGAAGUGAAAUAUCCAAUGGAACUUAAAGAUGGUAGCUCAGAAAUGGAUCAUUUCUUCGAGUACAAUUUUUAUGUUGAUACUAUUCUACGUGAAAUCUUAACACAUGCUGGUAAAAGACGUAUUCUAUUAUCAUGUUUUGAUCCAAAUGUCUGUGUAAUGCUUCAGUUAAAGCAACAAAUUUAUCCAGUCUUUCAACUUGGAAUAUCCCCAGAAUAUGCAGAUACACGACAUGCUGACUUUCAAAGUUUAUUUUGGUCUGCAUUAAGUCAUCAACUCUUGGGAGUAUGUUUAGAAAGUGAUCGUUUAUUAAAAGUUCCAGGAAUUAUUGAAUUAGCACAUUCACACAAAUUAGUUGUAUUAGCAUGGGGUGAAGCUGUAAACAUACCAGAAAAACGUAUAUUACUCGCACAAUUGGGUGUAGAUGGAAUUAUCUAUGAUUGUGUUAACGAAAAUAAAGCUAAAGGUACGCUAAGUGUAUUUAAACGUGAACGAUUUCUUGAACUGGGAUUAUCAUCAGCAUCAACACCAUCAUCACCGAUAGAAUCAACAAGACUACUACCAUGUUUAUCAUCAUUAUCAUUAAUUGACAAUAACGACAAUAUCAGUAAUAUUAAUUUUAAUAAUAAUCAUGAUUUAAACAGAAACAUUUCAACUUCUCAAAGUAAUUUAGCUUUAGAUCAACAGUGUAACACUACAGAUCAACUGAUUUUAUCCACCCAACCUACUACUGAGAAACUAUCGACAAUAGUAACUGAUUGUCACACUAAUAUAUGCUGCAGUUCAACACCAUCAACUUCAAUGACCAGCGAUGUUGCUGACAAUAAUAAUGAUAACAAUAACAGUAGUAUUGUAUCUUUAGUAAAUGUUGAAUCAAAUGAACAAGUAGUAGGUUCAGUAGAAAAUUGUACAAAUCCAACAUCUAUUAGUACUAUUCAGUUAGAUAAUAAUGACAGCAUUCAUAACAAGUUCUCAUCAUCGACUUCAGAUACAUCAUCACAACAAGAGACAACAUCACCAAAACGACAAAUUAAUGUACCACUUAUAACAUUUGCUUAAAUAGAAAAAAAAAUUCAAUUCAAGGAUACUAACUAUUGAUCAGAGUAAUAAUAAUAAUAAUGCUGAUAGUAACAUUAUUUGUCAUCGUUCCAUCUAAAGCUUAUUUCCUCUAUUGAGUAAAACAUUCUUGGGUAUUGUGUUUCAUUAUUCUUCUGGUUGAUGAAUUACUUUCUUUUCAUUAUUAAUUAAUUGUUGCAACCAUUUCGCUAGUCGCGCAUAUAUAUAUCCCCUUCUUUUUUGUUCUCUCAAUGUCAUCAUUACAGUUUUCUUUACUUAUAUAUUUUAUAAUAUAUUACAUUGAUGAUGGUCAGAUGCAUUUUAAGACCAGUUUAAUGUUUGACAGUCUGUAUAACAUACUACUUUUUUUAUUGAUUAAUGUUUACAUUCAAUGUGUAUAUAAAGAUUUGUACUGGCGUCAAAUAUGAAAGACAAGACCAACUACAAUACGACUCUAUCGCCUUCCAAUGAAUCAAAAAAGGGUCUUAGUAUUUUAUUCCAGCCUUGUGUAUUUUUUUUCAGCUCUUAUUUCAAUUAGUUUUGUAUUUUAUCUAAGCUUAUUUCUGUUUGAUUAUUUUAUUUCAUUUUGGUAUAUUUGGUAAAAAAUUUACACGAUGUCACUGACAUUGUUCUUGGUUGUUCAUCUAUAACGACUUAUUUACACUUGGAUGAAGUGAAUUUCAACAAAACAUGGAUCUCACACACGCACACAGAAAAAUUGCUUAUAAGCUUUGUUUUCAUUGUAUUUGUGGCAAGAAACUGGUGUUUAUUAGAAGAGAAAAAAAAGACUUCCUUAUUGGUUUAAACCAAUUAAAUAAAAACAAUGAUUUUAAAUGU